Messenger RNA from Lotus japonicus, 1390 nucleotides. RefSeq names its product probable F-box protein At2g36090. The transcript has a single exon. NCBI's taxonomy places the organism in Eukaryota, Viridiplantae, Streptophyta, Magnoliopsida, Fabales, Fabaceae. The record is from RefSeq and is a predicted model, not a curated record. Gene Ontology annotation, molecular function: protein binding. Bases 163 to 1137 code for a protein of 324 amino acids.
ACCCCUACCUUCCCACCGCCUGUGUUGUUCAUAUAUAUAUAUUUCACUACAACCAUUUCUUUUCCUCCAUCAUCAAAUUCAUAAUCAUAGUGUGUUUUAGUUUUACUUUCUUCUUCUUCUUCUUCCUCUUCCUGUAAUUUUGAACUGAAUUGAAUUCACAACAUGGCUUCCACUACUACUACUAACAUCAGUGACAUACACGCAGACAUAAUCGAAGCCCAUAUUCUGACGGGCCUCGACGGGCCUGGGCUUGCCUCGGUGGCCAGCACGUGCACCCACCUUAAAGCCCUCUCAGUUCAAGCCCACCUCUGGGCCAAUAUUUGCCGCACCACGUGGCCCACCACCAACAAUCCACGCGUCCGCCACUUCAUUUCCACGCUUCCCAACGCCUCUCGCUCUUUCUUCGCCGAUUCUUUCCCCGCCGCAACCGCAACCGCAACAACCGAAUCCAAAACCGUCAAUCUCGAUCGCACGCCGGAGCUGAUCUCCGCCGUGGACAUCUUCCACGGCGACCGGCUCGUCUUGUCGCGGGUGGUGGAGACCGAGACGGAGAGCGGCUGGUUCCGGUGCUCGCCGUUUCGCGUUGACUUGCUGGACCCGAAGGAUACGGUGGAGACGGGGGUGGAGUACCCGAGGAGCGAGGAGGCGUGUGGUGAUCUGAAGGAGGAGCUGAGGCUGAGCUGGAUUGUGAUUGACCCGAACGGGGGACGCGCGGUGAACGUGUCGAGCGGGGAGGCGGUGACGGUGCGGCGGCACUGGCUGAGCGGGGAGGUGCAGGCGAGGUUCGCGACGGUGGUGGGAGGAGGGGAGAUUGGGUCGGCGAAGGAGGCGGCGUUGUGCAGUGUGACAGUGACGUUUGGCUGGGAAAUGCAGGUGAAGGAGGUGAGUUUUCAGAUGGAGGACAUGGAUGGGAUGCAAUUGAGUGGGAGGGAUAGUUUGGGGAUUUUGCAGAGGUUGUUGGAGGGUAAAAGGGGGAAAUUGAGAGAAGAAGGAAGGAGAAAUGGGUACAUGGAAUUCAUGAAGAGGAAGGAGGAGAGGAAAGAGAGGAAAGUGAGGGCUGAAAGAAGGUUGGAUAUUCUUUGCGUGGGUGUUGCUGCCUUCUCCUUUGUGGCGGUUUCCACUUUCUUUCUCUUCUGAUUAGAAUUUACAUUUAUUUUCCAGUUCUAAACACAAAACAAAGGAGUCAUGAAAGAGUUUUAGAAAAUAAUAUAUAUAUAUACUCUAGAUAGAAAAAGGAAGCAGAAUGCGAUAAAAAAAAAUGUAAAUAGAGAAACUGUUAUGACUAGUAAAAGUGGUUUUUUUUUCUUCCCAAAAUCUUUUAGCUGUAACAAGUAAAUAGAUUGGUAUUACUGUUCUGUUUUAUCAAUGCUAGUAGUUACUAUUAUUGUUA